AUGAAGGAAGAAGCACAAAGGCACAUCAAGCUGACCCCAUCUCAAACAACCCCAGUGGUGCUGGUGGUAGGGGACCCAGGUCGUGUUGACAAGGUAAAGGUGUUAUGUGACUCGUACAUAGAUUUGGCAUUUAAUAGAGAAUACAAAAGUGUUGAGUGCACGUACAAAGGGCAAAAGUUUUUGUGUGUGAGCCACGGAGUUGGAUCAGCAGGAUGUGCAAUCUGUUUUGAAGAGCUCAUGAAUAACGGAGCAAAGGUAAUCAUUCGUGCUGGUUCUUGUGGGUCUCUCCAACCAAAUGAAAUAAAAAGAGGAGACAUCUGCGUAUGUAACGCAGCCGUACGGGAGGACAGAGUAUCUCACCUAAUGAUUCAUGCAGACUUUCCAGCUGUCGCCGAUUACGAGGUAUACGACACAUUAAACAAAGUUGCACAGGAAUUAAAGGUCCCCGUUUUCAAUGGAAUUAGUUUGUCUUCUGACCUGUACUACCCCCACAAGAUCAUCCCAACGAGGCUGGAGGAUUACUCAAAGGCUAAUGUCGCUGUUGUGGAAAUGGAAGUAGCAACCUUAAUGGUUAUGGGUACUCUGCGAAAGGUAAAAACGGGAGGAAUCUUUAUCGUUGAUGGGUGCCCCUUUAAAUGGGAUGAAGGCGAUUUUGAUAAUAACCUCGUUCCAGAAAAACUUGAAAAUAUGAUUAAGAUAUCUCUGGAGGCAUGUGCUCGCUUGGCCAAGAAGUAUUAG
Molecule: messenger RNA, 738 nt
Organism: Plasmodium fragile
Lineage: Eukaryota; Apicomplexa; Aconoidasida; Haemosporida; Plasmodiidae
Exons: 1
Coding region: 1-738 (245 amino acids)
Biological process (GO): uridine catabolic process
Cellular component (GO): cytosol
Molecular function (GO): uridine phosphorylase activity
Source: RefSeq, a predicted model, not a curated record